Messenger RNA from Solanum lycopersicum (tomato), 1446 nucleotides. RefSeq names its product mitochondrial phosphate carrier protein 3, mitochondrial. Gene Ontology annotation, molecular function: phosphate transmembrane transporter activity. Gene Ontology annotation, cellular component: mitochondrial inner membrane. The record is from RefSeq and is a predicted model, not a curated record. Lineage: Eukaryota; Viridiplantae; Streptophyta; Magnoliopsida; Solanales; Solanaceae. Gene Ontology annotation, biological process: mitochondrial phosphate ion transmembrane transport.
UAAAAAGUAAGCCAAUAAAAUUGAUUAAACAGCUAGCUUUCUCAUAACAUUGCCAUUUUCGACUCUCCUUCUUCCUUGGAGACAUUCUUAUUCAUUUUCCUCUGCCAUUUCAAACAAUUAUCGCGAAAAAUGGCGUUUUCUGAUAGAAAAUCUUUGAUCCCUAGUUAUCUUUACAGUACAACAUCAGCUAAUUCUUCAAAGAAUCUCAGUAGUGCAUUUGACAAUCAUGACAAUAUGGAUAAGAAGAAUUUAUUGAUUGCAGCACCAAAGGAAGGUUCAGGUUAUAAGGUAGAAAUGUACUCACCGGCGUUUUACGCAGCAAGCACGAUAGGCGGUAUUUUGAGCUGUGGUCUUACACACACGGCUGUUACUCCUCUUGAUCUUGUCAAGUGCAACAUGCAGAUUGAUCCUGCAAAGUUCAAGAGUAUUUCCUCUGGUUUCGGAAUUUUACUCAAGGAACAAGGAAUUAGAGGAUUAUUUAGGGGUUGGGCACCUACUUUACUUGGUUACAGUGCACAAGGGGCAUGCAAAUAUGGAUUCUAUGAAUAUUUCAAGAAGUACUACUCAGAUCUUGCUGGCGCGGAAAAUGCUGUCAAGUACAAGACUUUGAUUUACCUUGCUGGUUCUGCUUCUGCUGAAGUUAUUGCUGAUGUUGCUCUAUGUCCAUUUGAGGCUGUCAAAGUUCGUGUUCAAACUCAGCCUGGAUUUGCUAGAGGCUUGUCUGAUGGACUUCCCAAAUUUGUCAAGGCUGAAGGAGCUGCAGGGCUUUACAAGGGGAUUGUACCUCUAUGGGGACGACAAAUUCCAUACACCAUGAUGAAGUUUGCAUCAUUUGAAACCAUAGUGGAACAACUCUACAAACAUGCCAUUCCAACACCAAAAGACCAAUGCAGCAAUACUACACAGCUUGGUGUGAGCUUUGCUGGUGGAUAUUUGGCUGGUAUUCUUUGUGCUGUUGUGUCACACCCUGCUGAUAACCUAGUUUCUUUCCUCAACAAUGCCAAGGGGGCAACUGUUGGCGAUGCUGUGAAUAAGCUAGGAGUAUGGGGUCUCUGUACUCGUGGUCUUCCCCUUCGUAUAUUCAUGAUUGGAACACUUACUGGAGCUCAAUGGGGAAUCUAUGAUUCUUUCAAAGUUUUUGUUGGCCUGCCAACCACCGGUGGUGCUGCUCCUCCGGCCCAGAAGUGAAGAACACAUUAACGAUUGCACGUAAGAGAUAAAAGGGAACUGGAAAUUCUUUCAAUUCAAAGUUUUGACGGUUUGAUAUAUAUGGUAGUAUUAGUUUUAGAGGACGUAUCAUCCUCGGCAUUAUUUGGUUUCAAGUAUUACUUUUAAGGUAAAUUCGCGUUUUCUGGAUUUACAAUAAUAUGUCAAAUUCAUAAUGAGAGCAUGUUGCUUCUCCACUUUAUGGUUCUCAUGUUAUGAGAUACUCAAUUCAAUAUAAAA